GAGCGCGCGAGUUAAAGAAGUGUUUGCUGCUGAACGUGGGCUACAGACGCUCAGCUUCACAUUCACAGCCUCCUUCCUGAAGAGUCACAGCACCAAACAGAGCAAAGGAGGAGUGAGGAGGAGGGAGGUGGAGGGGGGAACAACUAACAGGAGAGUCUGUGACAGAACUCCAAACCCAAGCUGGGAUCAAGGAGAAACAAGAAAGAGGAGCGGACUUCCACCUGGUCACACCGAGCCACCAUGAACGCCAGCGACGAGAACCUGCUGAAGUCCAUCAGCAACGACGCGCUCCUGGACCUGACGCAGCGCUACGGACAGUCAGCCUUCGGCUUCGGCGGGGGCCACGGCGCGGGGAGCCCCGGCCGCUUCCCGCUCACGCCCGCCGCGGACUUCCUCUCCGGGCAGACGGCGAAGUCCAACGAGAGCGGCGGGGAGCACACGAGCGACGACGAGGACGGCUUCGACUCGCUGGAGUCCCGGAAGAGGGGCUCUUCGUUCGGGGACGACAAGCCCGGGGGGCCCCUGGCCAAGAAGUCCAAGGAGCAGCGGUCCCUGCGGCUCAGCAUCAACGCGCGCGAGAGGAGGAGGAUGCACGACCUGAACGACGCGCUGGACGGCCUGCGCGCGGUCAUCCCCUACGCCCACAGCCCCUCGGUGAGAAAACUAUCCAAAAUAGCCACCCUCCUCUUGGCCAAGAACUACAUCCUCAUGCAGGCGCAGGCUCUGGAGGAGAUGAGGCGGCUGGUGGCGUAUCUGAACCAGGGACAGUCCAUAAGCUCCCCCAUCCCCACCGCCCUGGCGCCCUUUGGACAGGCGGCGGUCUACCCGUUCUCGGGCUCCGCGCUCGCGUCCACCUGUGCGGAGAAGUGUUCCACUUACUCCGGCGCGCCGUCGACUCUCUUCAAACACUGCAACGACAAGCCUUGAUUUGCUGCUGCUACUUUUAUUUAUUCACUUGUUUAUUUUGUUCCUGAACUUUUACAUCAUGUACUGCACCCGUGUCGGUCUCUGUCCCACUCUAGUUUAAUUAAGAAAUAAUAAUAAUAAUAAUGACAAUAAUGAUGAUAAU
This is a messenger RNA of Nematolebias whitei (Rio pearlfish), 1069 nucleotides long. RefSeq names its product basic helix-loop-helix family, member e23 (gene bhlhe23). The transcript has a single exon. The record is from RefSeq and is a predicted model, not a curated record. Lineage: Eukaryota; Metazoa; Chordata; Actinopteri; Cyprinodontiformes; Rivulidae. Gene Ontology annotation, molecular function: protein dimerization activity. Bases 241 to 927 code for a protein of 228 amino acids.